AUGAACAUCCCGCAGCGACACGCCCCGUCCGUCCAGGAACUUCGCAACUAUUACGUCGGGCACGAUAUUCAGGAUGUCCCCAAGCCGGCCCUUAUCUUGGAUGCCGCAAUUGCGCGCCGCCAUUGCCAGACAAUUCGGCAUGCCAUCGAUGCUCUCGGCGUAGGAUUUCGCGCCCAUAUCAAAACGCACAAGACUGCCGAGUUGGCUCGACUAUCAGUGGGAGACGAAAUGGCCACCGAGGCCAGGUUUAUUGUCUCAACUAUUCCCGAGAUUGAGCGUCUGAUGCCUCUACUCAAGGAAUACAGAUCCAAUGGCCGCCGCACCAACGUCCUCUAUGGCAUCCCUCUACCGCCGUCGCAGGUCCGACGUUUGGCUACGCUCGCCCAAGAGCUUGACCCUGGCAGCAUAGCGGUGCUCGUGGACAACCCGGCACAGCUCGACCAAGCCGCCCUGACCUUUUAUGAGAUUGCUCAAUACCCCGUCGGGGUCUAUGUCAAGGUUGAUACGGGGUACCAUCGCGCAGGGCUCCCGCCCACGUCGCUCAACAAGGGCGGGCUGCUGGACAAGAUCUCACUACUCGAAGCAACCGGACAUGUCACUUUUUUGGGGCUGUACUCGCACAGCAGCUUGAGCUACAACGACUGCACCCCAAAGCAGGCCAUGGACAACCUGGCGGGCGAGAUCAGGGGCUGUCUAGAGGCACUUCACGCCAGUGCGCCGUCUUUGCCUUGCGGCGAGACCGCCGAGCUCACCAUCAGCGUCGGGGCAUCUCCGCAAAUCGUUUCAGUACGCAACUUCACUGCCGACAAUAACCAAGACGACAGUGCAAAUCUGCGCAACGCGAUGAGGCAGGUCGAAGAAGGCUCCUUUGGCAGGCUCAAGGCCAAGCUCGAGCUGCACGCAGGCGUCUACACGGUUCUCGACAUGCAGCAGCUGGCUGCGUGCGCAUGCUCCGCGCUACAAGGAGCAAAACCUGAGGAUGAAGUGGCCGUGUCGGUCGUCGCCGAGGUUUGUAGCGUGUACAACGGACAUGAGCGAGAGCAGCCCGAGGCCCUCCUGGCUGUGGGAACCCUGGGUCUCGGCCGCGAGCCUUGUCAUGCCUACAGUGGCUGGGGCAUUGUUUCUGUACCAAGAUUUGAGGCAAUCGCCUCCACGGAGGAACAACAGCGCCGUAUAGUCGUAGCGCGCAUCAGUCAGGAGCACUCAAUCAUCUCGUGGGAAACGCAACCGGAUGACCAGAACGACGGUGCCGCUACAGCUCUGCCACCAAUUCCAGUUCAGGUGGGACAGACGGUUCGCGUCUAUCCAAACCAUGCCUGUGUCACGGGUGCUAUGUAUGGGUGGUACCUGGUUGUUGACUCGGAGAGCGAUUCGGCGGGUUCAGAGGUCGUCGAUGUAUGGAUCAGGGCGUCCGGGUGGUAA
Clonostachys byssicola is the source of this 1422-nucleotide messenger RNA. NCBI's taxonomy places the organism in Eukaryota, Fungi, Ascomycota, Sordariomycetes, Hypocreales, Bionectriaceae. The record is from the annotation of a GenBank genome assembly.